Messenger RNA from Coccidioides posadasii C735 delta SOWgp, 1882 nucleotides. NCBI's taxonomy places the organism in Eukaryota, Fungi, Ascomycota, Eurotiomycetes, Onygenales, Onygenaceae. The record is from RefSeq and is a predicted model, not a curated record.
UGCCUCUGCGAUAGCUCAAUUGUCAUUAUUUAAUUGUAUUUUCCUUGGGUAUUCAUUUUAUCCUCCGCAUUCUUCACUAGAGUUCUCCGGUUUUCUCCAGAUAAAGAAAAAAAGGGAAAAAUUCGACGUCAUCGUAUUCGUGACCCAGCUGCUGGUUUUUCUCCCUUCUUCCGAUUACCACGGCUACAUCCCCCCAAAGUCCCACGCUUUGGACAUCAACACAUUUCGAUCUCUUUUCGAUUAAUCCAGUCGAAUCCCUCACCGCAAUGAAGCUUCUCACCAAGGAACAGGAAGACGCGCACUACGAUGCUGUCGUCAAGGGUGGCUCGAUCGGUGGUGUCCUCGGCCUGAUCGGGGGAUACGCCGGUGUAGCACUUGCUUCUCGACGCUGGACAACCAUCCGAACUCUCACACUACCCAUGAAAGCCUUCCUCGUCACCUCUGCCGGCAGUUUUGCUGCCGUCAUCGCUGCCGAUAUCAGCUCGCGAGAUUUUGACUACAGCGUGCAUCAGGAAAAGCGCCUUGUCACCGAGCGACAGGAGCGCCUGCGGAACGAGCAAUGGGCGAGGAUGACGACGAUGGAGCGAGUCAUGGAUUUCGCUCGCAGGGAGAAGUAUAAGAUUAUCGGUGCCACUUGGGUUGCUAGCAUGAUUGGCUCGUUUGUUUUGGUGGGGAGAAAUCCGUACUUGAGUGGACAGCAGAAGAUCGUGCAGGCUCGUGUCUAUGCGCAGGGUCUGACACUGGCGGUGCUGUGUGCCUCCGCGGCUUUCGAGAUUCAUGACCAGAGACAGGGCAAAGGCGUCUUGGACGCUUUGAAGGCCAAAAAGGGCAAAGAGGCAAGCCAAGUAGCGCAGGGCAGUGAGGAUUUAUGGAAGGACAUGGUUGACGCUGAAGAAGAGCGGAUGAAUCGCAAGAAGGAGAAGGCCGAUCCCGGCCACUGAGCAAAAUUACGAAGACGGUCCCAUGCGUUCUCCUUUGGCAAUGUUACAACGUUGGUCUAGGCCACCUAAAUCAUGAAUCUCUUGAGAAACCGCCUCCAGCUAACUGGUUUUCUCUGCCCGCCGUCAUCACUUCAAUACAAAGAUUGCACCUAUCUCGACAGCUUGCUUUGAUUCUCCGCGCCGGCGAUGGAGACAGAAACCUGGUUGCCGACAAAAAUUUCUCUUAAUUUGUACAGUAUACGAAUUCACGACGCUUGCGAGCGCCACCGGUUUGGUCCGGUUUCAUACUCGACUACUCUCCUCUCAACCUUGCUCUCUUUCUACGGAAACGUCUCAAAUCGUUACCUGAUGAAUCUCUCCUUCCGACACUUCAUAACGGCGUUUUCGAGUUUAGUUUUUAGAAAGGAUAUAUGGCGGGUUUGUUCUGUUUCUUUAAACAAGAAGAUCAAAAAAAAGGAAGAGCUUGAAUUCAAAACUCAAAUCAGAAGGGCUUAGGUCCUUUUCUUAGUCAAGAUCAAAAAAAGGCAAUUCCUUUUGAGAUGGAGCUCGUUUGAAUGCCGUCUGACAAUUACACACAAUUAUGAAAUUAUAGUGCUGUAAUAAUAUUAAUCCAAUUGCAUAUCUAGAAUAUCUAAGAGUUACUUCGUAUAUAAUUAAAAUGUUCUAUUCGGAGUUUAUGCACUCGUUGCCAAUAAACCUGAACUGCAUCAAUAAAGCCUCCCAAACGUAAUAGCCAGGACAGAAAAGGUCCGGCGCCGAUUACUGGAGAUUCAAGGUCAUAAACUUCUCCCCAAAUAGGAAGUUAUAAAACCGACGCUGCCUCUUCAUACAACUUCGCGUCCAUAUUGAUAAAGCCCUGCACGAUCUCCAGCCCCCGCAGCCUCUCCUGCUCGAUUUUCUCCCAGGUCCACAUCGAACCGUCCCACGAGGAGCGGGCCUUC